AUGACUAUGAGGACAAACAUGAGUGAANUUGUGAGGCUGCAUGGAGUGCCAGCUAGUAUUGUGUUAUACCGUGAUCCCAGAUUCGCUUCAGAGUUUUGGAGAGCGUUUCAGGCUGAGAUGAGCACUAAGGUGCAUAUGAGUACAGCAUAUCAUCCGCAUACUGAUGGGAAGUCAAAGAGGACUAUUCAGACCUUGAGGGAUUUGUUGAGGAUGUGUAUGCUGGAUUGGGAUGGUCAUUGGGCUGAUCACUUGAGCUUAGUUGAGUUUGCAUACAACAACAGCUUUCAGGCGAGUAUUGGCAUGGCUCCUUUUGAGGCUUUGUAUGGGAGGCCAUGUAGGACACCCCUAUGCUGGACCCAAGUGGGGGAGCGCAACAUGUAUGGAGCUACUUAUGUUCAGGAGACGACAGAGAAGGUGGGAGAUAGAGUUUAUCUCAAGAUGGCUAUGUUGAGGGGUCCUAACAGAUCCAUAGCAGAGAACAAGCUGAGUCCGCGUUUUAUGGGUCCGUUUCCAGUAGUGGAAGCGAGUUGGGCCAUUGGCGUACAGGCUGGAGUUGCCUGA
This is a messenger RNA of Microthlaspi erraticum, 561 nucleotides long. Lineage: Eukaryota; Viridiplantae; Streptophyta; Magnoliopsida; Brassicales; Brassicaceae. The record is from the annotation of a GenBank genome assembly.